This is a messenger RNA of Colias croceus (clouded yellow), 1466 nucleotides long. RefSeq lists its product as uncharacterized. The coding region runs from base 160 to 1332 and encodes 390 amino acids. The transcript has a single exon. NCBI's taxonomy places the organism in Eukaryota, Metazoa, Arthropoda, Insecta, Lepidoptera, Pieridae. The record is from RefSeq and is a predicted model, not a curated record.
CCAAAUAUUUACAUGUUUGUUGUUUUUAUUUUAGUCUUCCUUAUUUAUGAAGAAAUGACAAUUCGAGAUCUAUGAACAAUUGAGUUUAAUUAAAUAAAUAUAUUUUUCAUUCAUCACUUUAAAAAUAAGAUAGUUUUUGUUUAAUUUUCGUAGUAAACUAUGGAUGAAGUAGUAAGUGGUGUUUUUCGUCAAUUAUCUCCUACAAAUUUUUCUUUAGGAUCAAUGCAUUGGGUUCAUGUAACCCAUAUAAAUGAUCCGCAUAACUUUUACGUACGAUUGACGUAUUUAAGUGAAUUUUUAACUGAGAAGAUUUGUACUAAUCUAGCCGGCCGCGGCGCACUAAAGAAGCCUGAUAAUAUAUAUCAGGGAGACGUAGUUGUGUACAAAAAUACUAAAAGGCAAUGUGAACAGUAUAUAAGGGGUAAAAUAAUUGGUAUCGUUGAACAAGAAGAUACUUGUUUGUACGACAUAUUUGCAGUAGACUAUGGUUUUAUUGACAGUAAAGUAAAAUCGAAAAAUAUAUGGACAAGCAGUAAUAUUUGCUUGCAAGUACCACCAUUAUCUAUGUGCUGUGAGUUGGAACACUGUCAACCUGUAAAAGACAGUGCAUGGACGAACAAAACUAUUGAAGCCAUGAAGUCAUGUGUGGGCAGGGAACGAGCAAAGAUAAUUAUCAAAGGAAAAAAUAACAACAAGCUGACUGUAGAACUGAUUAAUACAUACCCUGAUGACAUAGCAACAAUGCUUGCAAUAACUGGCUUCUCCACAUUUGGAUAUGUCAAACCAGCUGCAGCUGUUAGCAGACUUGGGCAUCCUACACCAAAGAAAAUAUAUUAUUCCCAAAAGAAUCUGAAGAUUGAUGAUAAACUUCAUGUAAGAGUUCAAUUUGGGAAAACUUUACAAGAAUUUUUUGUUGCCGAAAAGUGUGAUUAUGCAAAAUAUUUAAAACAUAAAGAAGAAAUAUCAAGAAAUGCUAAACUUUCGAAAGCUUUAAUAAGUGAAGAGUUAACAGAAAAUAUGCCGGUUCUGGUCACACUGGACCAUGUGAAUUAUGAAAGAGGAUUAAUUAAGAAAGUUACCAUUCCAGAAUCAAAAGCACUGAUUGACUUUGUAGAUUUAGGAAAAUCAAUGGAAUUGUCAAUUUUGAAAUUAAAACAAAUCUCGGAGAGACUUCUAUAUCCUCCGAUAAGCAUGCGUUGUUGUACCAUUGAAAAUCAAAUUUGGCUUAAUCAAUUACAUAAACUUUUACAUCUCGGUAAUGAAUUUUAUGUUACAUUAAAAAAACUUGGCAAUGAAUUAGAACCUCAUGUUGUCCUUAUAUCACAACAUUGAUAAGCUUUAUUUACAGCAGCUUUAAAGAUGUUAAUAACUAUAUUAAGAAUUUUAUUAUAAAAAAUUUGCAAUGUAUUCAUUCAGUAUUAAUGUGACAAAAUAUGUAUGUACCUAAUUAAAAAAUUUAUCCUAAA